Stomoxys calcitrans (stable fly) is the source of this 1155-nucleotide messenger RNA. RefSeq names its product alpha-tocopherol transfer protein. The record is from RefSeq and is a predicted model, not a curated record. NCBI's taxonomy places the organism in Eukaryota, Metazoa, Arthropoda, Insecta, Diptera, Muscidae. Gene Ontology annotation, molecular function: phosphatidylinositol bisphosphate binding. The transcript is spliced from 3 exons. Gene Ontology annotation, cellular component: membrane. The coding region runs from base 123 to 1049 and encodes 308 amino acids.
UAUAGAUUUGCAACAUACUAACUUUGAAGGGAAGUUCUCAAAGCAGUCGAUGCCAAUCAGUAGUAAGCAGAGCGUAUCAGCUGCGUUUAGUUUAGAAGUUAUUAACGGACUAUUAAAAAAUCAUGGUUCGUCCAUUGCCGCCAUGCCUACAGAAAAUUGCCAUUGAAGAACUGAAUGAAGAUCCAGCUAGAGUAGACGAUGAUAUUCAGGCUUUGAAAACAUGGAUUAACCAACAACCUCACCUUAGAGCUCGAACAGAUGACCAGUUUCUGUUGUCAUUUUUGCGUGGCUGUAAAUACAGUUUGGAAAAGGCCAAAUCCAAAAUUGACAAAUACUACAUGCUGAGAUCUAAAUUCCCGGAAUUAUUCUCAUUGAGAGAUGUCGAUAGUCCGAACAUUUUAGAAAUUAUUAAAUUGGGAGUUGGUUUGGUUUUGCCAACACCUUUGAAUGAAACUGGACCACGCAUUUUGCUAAUUAGAAAUGGCUGUUAUGAUCCCAACAAAUGUAACUUUGCUGACAUCAUGCGUGUGGCGCAAGCUUGCAAUGAAAUUCUUAUGUGGGAAGAUGAUUACGCUAUAGUUAAUGGCUUCAUUCAUAUAAUGGAUUUGAAAGAUUGGACCAAGCAGCAUUUCUUUCAAGUGUCACCUAGUUUAAUGAAAAAGAUGGCUGUGUACUCAGAAGAAGCAAUGCCGCUGAGGCCUAAAUCUUCUCACUGCAUUAACGCCCCCUCAAUAUUUGAAUCGUUGUUCAAUAUGAUGAAACCCAUGAUGUCUGAGAAACAAGUCAAUAGGAUGAUUAUCUAUGGCUCUAAUCUUGAGAAGAUGUAUUCCAAAAUUCCUCAGAAAUAUUUACCCAAAGAGUAUGGAGGAGAAAAUGGUUCCAUACCGGACAUUAUAGCCCAUUGGGAGAAGAAGUAUCUUGAAUAUCGAGAAUAUUUCUUGGACGAUGCCAAGUUUGGCACCGAUGAACAUUUAAGACCGGGAAAACCCAUUGAUUUCGAAAAUCUCUUUGGCAUGGAAGGUUCAUUCCGAAAACUUAAUGUUGAUUAGAAUUGUAACCAUUAUGGGAGUUGUUGCUGUAGUGAUAAAACAUUUAAAAUAUGCUUAAUCUUAUCAAUAAUUGAUAAUAUAUUUGUUUUUAUUUUACCAUCAUGAC